CAUAACAUUGUUCUCCAUGCAAGCAAAUCUGGUAGGAACCAACCCAAUCUUCUUCAUCAAGCAAUUGUAUGUCACACAUCAUCAGGAUUGAUUCUCAUCUUGUUCGUCUCCUUAUAAAGCAGCGAUUACUGAAGAAAAUCCAAUAGCUGGUGGCCCACUUGGACGUUAACGAUAUAUAAAUAUGGUCUUUACUCUUUACUCUUUAGGUCUUUUGUUAAUUGGUUUCUCUAGGUCUUACUUUAUAUACAAGUUAUCACAUCUCUCUUUCUUCGUUUGAUCGGCAAUCAUGAAUCCAAGUACAAUAACGAAUGAUCUCACCGUGGAGAUUUUGUCGAGAUUGCCUGCAAAGUCAGUCGCGAGGUUUCAUUGCGUGUCGAAGCAAUGGGGAUCAAUUUUUGGUAGUCCAUAUUUCAAGGAGUUGUUCCUGACCAGGUCCUCCACUAAGCCGCGCCUCUUAUUCGCCAUGGCAGAGAAAGUCAACGAAGAGAAAAACUGUGUGUGGAGGUUCUUCUCGACGCCACAGCUUGAGAAUCCAUAUGAGAAAUCCUCAUCGACUCUUGUAGCAGCCGCUGAAUUUCAUGUUAAGUUCUCUCCAGACAAGCUAUAUAUCUGUCAUUGUUAUGACCUAAAAUAUUUUUCAAUUGGCUACGCCUCGGGGUUGAUCUAUUUAUAUGGUGAUCGAGGCGAGGCUACACCUCUAAUAUGUAACCCCACUACAGGACGGUAUGCCAUCUUACCUAAUCGGUAUACUUACAGAAAGGCGUAUAGCUUUUUCGGAUUUGACCCGAUUGACAAGCAAUACAAGGCAUUGUCCAUAUUUUAUCCAUCUGGUCCUGGUCAUAGUAAAAUUCUUACAUUUGGGGCUGGACAUAUGAAGUGGAGAAAGAUAAAUUGUCCCUUACGAUAUGAUAGACAUGAUAUUAAGAGUGAAGGGAUAUGCAUCAAUGGAGUUUUGUAUUACUUAGGUAGCACGUCGGAUUGUGUUAAGGAUGGUCAUGGCAUAGUAUCUGAUUAUGUGAUAGUUUGCUUUGAUAUUAGGUCUGAGAAAUUCACGUUUAUUGACGUAGAAAGGUUUUGUCGAUUGAUCAACUAUAAGGGAAAAUUAGCUGUGAUUUAUUGGGAGGAUGAUGUCGACAUUUAUAAGCUUUAUUAUUCGGAUGUCGACGAAUAUGUGGAGUAUAAUAUUAACGAUGAUGACAUUAAUGAGUUGCGUGUGUGGGUUCUAGAGGAUGUUAAGAAACAGCAAUGGUCGAAAUAUGCCUACACUUGGACCGAUGAUAGAUUCUUCCGUCGUCGUGUUUCCAUCGCUGGAGGGACUGCUUCGGGUGAAAUAGUGUUUUCGAUGCUCAAAUAUACACCUAAGCAACCGUUUUAUGUUUUCUACUUCAAUCCCGAAAGGAACACUCUCCAACGUGUUGAAAUCCAAGGUUUUGGUGAAGUGUUAAAGAAAACUUGUAGAGUUUGCACCUUUGUAAACCACGUAGAGGAUCUUAAUGUUCACGACUUUAAACAACUCAAGUCAGUCCAUCCCCCAUUGGUGGAUGAGCCAGAUUCAGAAUCAGACUAGGAGGGGCAACGAGAAGAAGGACAUAGACGAUCAUUGGAGUUAAGUGAAAGGCUGAAAGCAAUGGGCAACUUCAUUUUGUGCUCUUUUCUAUGCGUUUUUGUUUUUUAAUUGUCACUCUUAUUUAUGCGUUUAUGCUCUAUUGAAGAAGCACAUUCAUUCUCAACUCGUAACUUUUGUGUCAUUAUCAAAAGAACCUUGUAACAAGAACAUGUUCAUAUCCUUAAAUUCAUUGAACAUAGCAUUAUAUUGCG
Molecule: messenger RNA, 1818 nt
Organism: Arabidopsis thaliana (thale cress)
Lineage: Eukaryota; Viridiplantae; Streptophyta; Magnoliopsida; Brassicales; Brassicaceae
Product: F-box family protein
Exons: 1
Coding region: 287-1567 (426 amino acids)
Source: RefSeq, marked reviewed